Pelobates cultripes (western spadefoot toad) is the source of this 237-nucleotide messenger RNA. Lineage: Eukaryota; Metazoa; Chordata; Amphibia; Anura; Pelobatidae. The record is from the annotation of a GenBank genome assembly.
AUGGACCAGAUUGCAACGCUGCGUAUCAUAGUCGAGCGGUCCUUGGAGUGGAACUCAUCACUGUACAUUAACUUUGUCGACUAUGAGAAGGCAUUUGACAAUGUGGAUCGAGAGGUCCUAAGGCAUUACGGCACCCCAGCCAAGGUGGUCAACCUGAUCAAGAGCUCAUACGAGAGAAUGACCUGCAGAGUGAUCCACGGAGGACAGCUUACCAACAGCUUCCAGGUGAAGACUUGA